Messenger RNA from Helianthus annuus (common sunflower), 531 nucleotides. RefSeq lists its product as uncharacterized. The record is from RefSeq and is a predicted model, not a curated record. Lineage: Eukaryota; Viridiplantae; Streptophyta; Magnoliopsida; Asterales; Asteraceae. Bases 1 to 531 code for a protein of 176 amino acids. The transcript has a single exon.
AUGCAAAACAGUGAUAUACAAAGCGACGUGGAGAAAUAUGAAUGGAAUCGUUGGGUUCCUCGAAAGGUAAAUAUCUUCGGGUGGAGAAUGAAUCUGGAUCGACUUCCAACUAGAUCGGCACUAUCAAAAAGGAACAUUACUUUGGCCUCACUUUCGUGUCCACUAUGCGGUGAAAGGGAUGAAACGGUUGAGCACAUUUUUGGAUCAUGUUAUAUUAGUUCAGUGAUAUGGCAUAUGGUGUCUAGAUGGCUCUCCAUUCCUCCUAUCUAUGCCUUUAGCAUUUCGGAUCUUCUACGGAUUCACGAGCAUAUCAACUGGCCGAAGCCAAUGAAAAAAAUGGUGCACGCCAUCAUUCUUACUACUUGCUGGAGCUUGUGGAAACUUCGCAACGAUGUAGUCUUUUCGGGCAUUAGAGUCGACAUCUCAAGAUUAUGGGCAGAUAUCAAAGCUACAAGUUUCUUAUGGAUCAAAAACAGAGCAAAAAUGCAUACGCUCGAUUGGUCUAACUGGUGUAAUUUUAAUAUUCUGUAA